AUGCCAGUAUGGUGCCACAUGUUUGUGCAAACCCUAACGGAAGGAGCCCGGCUUUGGUUUGAUAAUCUCCCCCCGGGGAGUAUAGACAGCUAUGAAGAACUGAGCGAGAAAUUCCUCAGGAACUUUGGCCAGCAAAGGAAGGUGGUCAAAAAUCCAAACGAAAUCCUCCACAUUAGACAAAGGGAUAAUGAGCGGAUAGACCAAUACAUGGAGAGGUUUGUUAAGGAAAGUAUGAACAUCAAGGACGUCCCGGAGGUCAUGAAGAUCAGCAGUUUCAUAAAUGGGCUGAAACAUGCACAGUUGUGUGAAAAGCUGGGAGAGGAAUUUCCACCUUCCUUCGACAAUCUUGUGGACAGAGUCAGGGCCUUUGUCCGGGGAAAAUAUACAGUCAGCAAAGCCAAGGAGACGGAUGCCACACCUCGGAGGGUCGCCCCAGCUGCAAGGCCUCCUGAGAAAGGUACGCCCUAUUCCCGGAAACCUGCCUUUGAUAGAAUGUUGCAUGACAGGGCAAGACCCUCAUACUCCCCCUACAGACCCCGAGGGAGGGGUCCCCCUCCUUACUCCGAUAGCUUCACCCCUCUCACUAAGACUCCAAGUGAGAUACUAGCCACAGAGAGGGUCAAGAAUUCUUUCCCAAGGCCACCCCCCAUAAAACCGGGACCAAAGGCACAGCCAAACGAAUACUGUGAAUUCCACAAAGGCUUCGGGCACAAGACCGAUGACUGUAUGUACCUCAAAAGGGAAAUAGAGGCUGCGGUGAAGACGGGGAGAUUGGCCCAUUUGGUCAAGGAAAUCAAGGAGGGGGGAGGGAAUCGCAGGGGAAGAGAUGCAAGGGAGCCAGGGAGGGCAGACGUUGAUAUGAUUAGAAGGAGAAAUGAGUUCGAUGUCACCCGAACUAUAAUAGCCGGACACAAGGUGUCUAGAAUACAUGUGGAUGGAGGGUCAGGCGUUGAGGUAAUAUACGAACACUGCUUUCUUAGGUUCGACAGGGAUAUAAAAGAUAGGUUGGAGGAAGAUUCUAUCCCAUUGGUGGGAUUCAACAACAGUGUGUCACAUCCCCUGGGAAAGAUCAGGCUCCCAUUCACAGUUGGCGUAGGGGAUAGGGUCCGAACGAUAAAUCUGACCUUCACAGUAGUCAGGGCACCCUCUAAGUACAAUGCAAUCUUGGGGAGACCCGGAAUUGGAGAUCUGCAGGCACAAGCAUCCACCCCCCACGGGGCUUUGGUAUUUCAAACACCAAAAGGUCUGGCAUGGUUUAAGUCCGCCUACGAAUUAGUUUCUUCCGUAUCCAAAGGGGAAGAACCAGGGAAAUCCCAGGGAAAGAAGGUGGAAGAAUGGGUCCUCUGUGAUAGGUUCCCAGAACAGACAAUCAAGGUGGGAAGUCACUUGAGUGACAAAUGCAAGAGUGCCCUGAAGGAGUUGCUCCUCCAUAACAUAGAUGUGUUUGCAUUUCAACAUGGAGACAUGACAGGAAUCCCUAGGAGUCUAACAGAGCACCGGCUUAACACCUUCACAUGGGCGAAGCCAGUGAAACAAAAGAAGCGGAGUAUGGGACCUAAUAAAAGAAGGGCCGCUUGUAAAGAAACUCGAAAGCUACUCAGAGCGGGGAUAGUCAGAAAAGUUAAAUACCCGUCCUGGGUUGCCAACCCAGUCAUGGUUCAGAAAAAAGACGGGGGGUGGAGGAUGUGCAUCGAUUUCCAAGACUUAAACAAAGCAUGUCCCAAGGACUGUUAUCCUCUCCCGGAGAUAGACACCCAGGUGGACUCUCUGUCCCAGUACCCCCUGAAAUGCUUCCUAGAUGCCUACAAGGGAUACCACCAAAUCCAGAUGUCAAUAGAAGACGAGGAGAAGACCGCUUUUAUCACAGAUGAGGGGACGUUUUGCUAUACCAAGAUGCCCUUCGGCCUCAAGAACGUGGGGGCAACAUAUCAGAGGUUCAUGAACACCUUGUUUAGGGAGAAGCGAGGGAGGAACCUAGAGGUGUACGUUGACGACAUUGUCAUCAAGAGCUUGACAGAGACAGCCAUGAUAGAUGACAUAGCCGAGACUCUCAACACCAUGCAGGAUGUGAACAUGAAGCUGAACCCCGGGAAAUGCUGUUUCGGGGUAGAGGAAGGGAAUUUCCUUGGAGUAGUGGUAACCAAAGGAGGAAUCAAAGCAAACCCGGAAAAAACCCAGGCCGUAGCCGAAAUGCGGUCUCCCAGGUCCCUAAAAGAUAUCCAGCAGCUGAACGGGAGGCUGAUAGCAUUAAACCGCUUUUUAUCAAAGGUGGCUGACAAGACCCUUCCCUUCAUGAAAGUAUUGAAAGACUGCCUCCAGACUAACAAAUUCAACUGGACCACGGAGGCCGAAGCUGCCUUUCAGGAAAUGAAAGCCUACAUCUGUAAGCUCCUUACAUUGGCCACCCCGGUGCCUGGGGACCCGUUGCUCCUUUACCUAUCCGCCUCGAAAACGACCAUAAGUGCGGUCAUGAUAGUGGAGCGGGAGGGGAAACAAAUUCCCAUAUAUUUCAUUAGCAGAACACUUAAGGGGCCUGAGGAACGAUACAUGCCUCUAGAGAAACUUGCGUUGGCUCUGGUCUUUGCAUCCAGAAGGCUCAAGAGGUAUUUCCAAGGGCAUAAGGUUACCUUAGUGACCGAUCAACCCCUUCAGAAAGUGCUUAGGAAACCGGAGCUGUCGGGACGACUGGCUAAAUGGGCUGUAGAGUUAGGAGAGCACUCUCUGGAGUUUAAGCCCAGAACGACCAUGAAGGGGCAGAUACUGGCCGAUUUCCUAGAAGAAGUCCCUGAAGAUGAGGAGAGGGAGCUAUUAAAAUGGGAGGCCUUGGAGGAGGAAGAAAAGAAAAGGGAAGACGAGGCUGUGUGGAAGUUGUUCACCGAUGGAGCAUCUAGUGAAGAAGGAAGCGGGGCAGGUAUCACACUGGUGAGCCCCGAGGGGGUCGAGCUGACAUAUGCCAUAAGGCUGGAUUUUGAGAACACCAACAAUACCGCAGAAUAUGAGGCCCUCCUAGCAGGGAUGAGGCUGGCACAAAAAAUGAAAGCAAAACACGUAGAGGCUAGCACUAAUUCACAGCUGGUAGUAAAACAGUACCAAGGAGAAUAUGAAGCCAAGGACAGCACCAUGGCUCGAUACGUGGAGAGAGUUAAAGAGACGGCUAAGGCAUUCAAAACUUUCAAACUGGAAUACAUCCCUCGUGGAAGGAACAGGAAAUUUGAUGCACUCAGCAAGUUAGCCUCGGUAGCAUUCGACCAUCUCGCGAAAGAAGUCAAAGUGGAGGUCCUGACAUCUUCCUCCCUUAACACAACAGAAGUUGCCACGGUCGAAGGUCCUCAAGAAACAUGGAUGACCCCAAUCAUCAGAUUCCUACGGGAUGGAACUCUACCCGAGGGGGAAUGGGUGGCCAGAAAGAUAAGGGUCAGGGCCCUACAGUAUGAACUGAUCGAGGGGGAGCUAUACCGAAGGUCAUAUCUGGGCCCGUCCCUGAAGUGCGUUGACAUGGAAGAGGCCGAAUAUGUGGUUAGGGAGAUGCACGAGGGGAUUUGCGGAAUGCACUCGAGACCAAGGACAAUAGUGAGAAAGGCAAUGAAUGCAGGUUUUACUGGCCACGAAUGUACGAAACGGCAUCUGAGGAAUCAAGAAGUGUUGACAACUGCCAAGUGCAUGCACCGAUGA
This is a messenger RNA of Helianthus annuus (common sunflower), 3672 nucleotides long. RefSeq lists its product as uncharacterized. The record is from RefSeq and is a predicted model, not a curated record. Lineage: Eukaryota; Viridiplantae; Streptophyta; Magnoliopsida; Asterales; Asteraceae. The coding region runs from base 1 to 3672 and encodes 1223 amino acids. Gene Ontology annotation, molecular function: RNA-DNA hybrid ribonuclease activity; nucleic acid binding. The transcript is spliced from 2 exons.